ACCUUGCAGCUGGCGCAAACGUUGAAUUGAAAUGGGUCCAUUGAAAAUCGGAUGCGGUAAAAAGUAUCAAAUCUAUCCGGCAACAUGCUCAAGACCUAGAUCUCUCUCGACCAUAUAAGUCUUAUGGGUCUCACAAGGUUAAAAGUGAUAUAGCAGCAUGAUGGUAUAAUCAACUGUACCAUGCCUAUUCUCCCCUCACUCUCUCCCCUGUCAAGUUUUCAGCUUGGCCUGCGGGCCAUCACUGGUAACUCCGGGAGCUCGCUGAUUUCUUAUGCGGCUCGCUCGUUUUCGACGAGGCACCAUUCCAUAACACCAUGCUGCCGAUAUAAUAACAGAGGGGCCAUGAGCCCUUUAACAAUUCCGAGAAAUUCCCGUCCAAAUAGCCUGUCACCUCGAAUAUUCGUUCGAAUGUUGUCUAGAUUCCGCGCGAUUACACAUUACUUGAAAGUACCUGAUUCCUACGAAGAUAGCCAGGGCUUGCCAUUCCGAAAGGAAGAUCUCAACCAAAGAGAGGUUAACCAGAUAUUUGGUGGAGGGCACCUCCCUGCUUCGUUGGCAAACAAGCUUCUUCGAAUUUUACAUGGUCGUCGAGUAGCAGGAACUCUAGAUGACCCGAAUCUUCGAGCGAAUACGGCCCAGUUCAGCGCUGCGGAUCAAAGGAAAGCAUUGGGAUAUCUACGUGCUAAUAUUCCCGUAGACGAGGUUAUUAAUGCUGGCCUACGAGCCGAGGAUGAGCUCCAAUACUUAGAGCUAGAAGACGAGAGUGGCGAACAGCAAACCGGAGAAAGUAGCCCGCAAGGACCCUCUUCUGAUACCGUAACGAAUGAAACUUUAACCCCAACCGGACGACUCCCGAAAAUAAAUAAAACCGAUUCACCUUAUGGAGUAAGUCCUCUCGACCGAAUUCGCGCCCAUAACAUUGCGAAACGCGAGGCGGAAGAGAAGAGGUUGGAGGAAGAACGGAAGAAGCGCGAGGAAGAGGAGGCGUCAAAGAACAUCGGCACUCUCCAGACUGAGCAGCAGAAGCCGAAAGAGUUGAGCCCGUUCGUGAAGAAGUGGGCAGCGCGCGCAACAUCCGACCUCAAGGCACCUCCCGAGAUGAAAGCUUGGGAACGUCUGCUCCCACAAUUUGUUAUGACCAUUCUAGUCUUGGCGGGAUGCGCCGCGUAUGCUAUCGUAUACACGCCGCCUAAACGAUCUGAAAGAUUAUGGCCGACUAUUCCGCCUGCAGCUGCAACUUGUCUUGCUAUCAUCGGAAUUAACUUGACAGUUUGGAUUUCCUGGAAAUUACCACCGCUAUGGGCGCUCCUGAACCGAUACUUCAUAGUUAUUCCCGCGACACCGCGGCCCCUCCAGUUGGUUGGAGCGAUCUUUUCUCAUCACAAGUUUAGCCACGUAGCCUUAAACAUGGUAGCGUUUUGGUUCUUCGGCAUUCGGCUUCACGACGAGAUUGGAAGGGGCAAUUUUCUCGCCUUGUGGUUUGCUUCUGGAACUUUAGGGUUCAUGAGUAGUCUGACACGUUUAGUUCUCUCUGGAGGCUUAACGUACACGACACUUGGGGCUUCGGGGGCAAUUUACGGAAUCAUCGGUGCAUAUUUCUGGCUACACAAGUACGACGAGUUUAAACUAUUUGGGUACCCCCCUGAUCCGAUGUCUGGCCCGCAGGGCUUAGCCUUUAUCGGCCUAAUAUUGGGCCUACAUGUGCUCCCCCUAUUCUCGAAGAGGUCACAUAACCUCGACAUUGCAUCGCACUUAGGAGGUAUCUUAGCGGGCGUAGCCGGGGCGGACCUUGUCAAGAGACACAUGGAUGAGAAGGCGAGGGUUAGGGCCGAAAGGCUAAAGACUAUGGGCGCACUGGAGAAGACUGUUCAAGUAAAGGAGAAGGACUCUAAGGGGACGCUCCAAACGGCUGUCGGGCGUUAAGCGAUGACCAAAAUUACUAGUUACAUACAUGUACUUAGUCUCUAUUCUCCCUGUACAUAUUUACAGGUCUCGAAGUUGAAAGGCGGCGGCCAUGUAAAUAUUGUACAAUAUACUGACUGAUAUGAUAGAGCUUGUAUGUAUAUAGAAAGACUCCAUCUCAAGAUAUCAGGUAAUACCUGUUAAGAACCCAGCAUGACCUUUGCGGAGUAUUCGUCCUACCCACAGGGGACGUACGUCAUUUCUUAGGGUAGCAGUUCUAAUUAGGGGAAUAACUUAUGUGCAGCAGAUGCGUGCGCUUAAACCAACGAAUAGCUUCGAAGUGAAAACGUGUAAGACAUGUACACAUUUCCAUGGCUCAGCCUGUCAUCUGCCCUAACGGGUUCAUACUCGACGCGCGUCGGCGUAUGACAAUAUGUAGAAAAUAUCUGUGGUUGAGAGAGCAAGUUGCGAGACUAUUCUAUCG
Daldinia loculata is the source of this 2386-nucleotide messenger RNA. Its product is annotated as rhomboid-domain-containing protein. Bases 181 to 1923 code for a protein of 580 amino acids. The record is from RefSeq and is a predicted model, not a curated record. Gene Ontology annotation, molecular function: serine-type endopeptidase activity. The transcript has a single exon. Lineage: Eukaryota; Fungi; Ascomycota; Sordariomycetes; Xylariales; Hypoxylaceae. Gene Ontology annotation, cellular component: membrane.